This is a messenger RNA of Chelmon rostratus (copperband butterflyfish), 1078 nucleotides long. RefSeq names its product leucine rich melanocyte differentiation associated (gene lrmda). Gene Ontology annotation, biological process: melanocyte differentiation. The transcript is spliced from 7 exons. Gene Ontology annotation, molecular function: protein binding. Bases 192 to 893 code for a protein of 233 amino acids. The record is from RefSeq and is a predicted model, not a curated record. NCBI's taxonomy places the organism in Eukaryota, Metazoa, Chordata, Actinopteri, Chaetodontiformes, Chaetodontidae.
GCGGAAACUGUAAAGUCGAAUGGAAAGCGCCAGCAGAAGUCUAAAGUAGCCGGGCUUAUUCCACGAACAUUAACGUUGCCAUUUAAUGGUGACAGCAGCGGGGUCCUUACGUGAGCAGGACUUCAGAUAUCAACUCAGAUAGCUUAUCUAAAAACACAGAGUCGCUGUGUUGUCAUCCUCAGCAAAAAGUUAUGGCACAUAACGAGUCGUUGGUCGCUUUGAAUGGAACUCAAAUUUCCUACAUUGGACAUGACUGUAAGGACAUUCCUGACUUCCUUGGAGACACAUAUGGCCAGUUUGCAAGAAGGCUGGAUCUCAGCUUCAAUCAGCUCAGGUCACUGGCAGGCCUCAAAAUGUUCACUGAGCUGGAAGAGCUGGUUGUUGACAACAAUCUGCUUGGAAAUGACCUCCGGUUACCCAGGUUACCCAACCUCCACACCCUAACACUCAAUAAGAACCAACUGACUGAUAUCGAGGCCCUGCUUGAACACUUGGCUGAUGUGACCCCGUCGCUGGAGUAUCUAAGCCUGCUGGGAAAUGAGGCCUGCCCCAACCAGCUGGUCAGCCCGGAUAAGGAUGAGGACGACUACCAGAGAUACAGGUACUUUGUUCUGCACAAGUUGCCCUGGUUGAAGUUUCUGGACACCAGGAAAGUAACCAGAAAGGAAGUGAUGGAGGCACAGGCAAGAGGAGCAUUCAUGAAAGUGGUCAAACCCAAGUCGGAAGCUUCACAUAAUGAGCCUGGACCUGAGAGUCACCCUCUGCCCUACACUCCUCUACCCCAAGGAUCCAGAGAUGCCAGGAACCACAAAGGGGUAUUCGCCAAGUGUCGCUAUGUCUACUAUGGAAAGCACUCAGAGGGCAACAGAUUCAUCCGAAAUGACCAGCUCUGAUGGACAGCUGGUCGGGCUUAAAAGAGGGACAUGAAUGACAGUGGAUGUUACCAGCCGGAGAGAGGAUCAAAUCAACCUCCUAUUUAUUAAAACCGCCGGUGAUACUUGAGUCACCUCAUGUCCCACUAGAAAAAAAAAAAAAAAAAAAAGAUUGUAACUUUUGGAAAAAUGGUGUUGUGGUUAUG